AUGUUGGAAGAAGAGAAAGACCUGGGUGAAACUGGUGAACCAGAGUUUGGGCACACAAUUCCCUGCCCUUCAAAUCAUCACAGCCAAUCAACGCUGAGGCCGCCUCUCCCUCCUCCUCACAACCAUUCCCUGUCCCAUCACCAUUCCUCUGCCAACUCCCUCAACAGGAACUCUCUCACCAACCGCCGCAACCAGAUCCACGCGCCCGCGCCGGCGCCCAACGACCUGGCCACCACCCCCGAGUCCGUGCAGCUCCAGGACAGCUGGGUGCUCAACAGCAACGUGCCCCUCGAGACCAGGAGAAAGGAUGAUGGCCACCCUUGUGAUGAUUAUGAAAUAGCCAUGCACCUGCUGGGCCUCAACUGGCAGCUGCAGCCGGCAGAGCCGCCGACCUUCAGCAACGGCCUGCGCCCGCCCGGCGACGACGGCCCGCCCGCGCCCCCUGCCGGCAGAGGACCAUGGGUCACUAGGAAUAGCAGCAUAGAUAGUGGAGAAACAGAAGUUGGCCACAGGGUCACCCAGGAGGUGCCCCCUGGAGUUUUUUGGAGGUCUCAGAUCCAUAUCAGCCAGCCACAGUUCCUGAAGUUCAACAUAUCCUUAGGGAAGGAUGCUCUUUUUGGUGUUUAUAUAAGAAGAGGACUCCCACCAUCACAUGCCCAGUAUGAUUUCAUGGAACGUUUGGAUGGCAAGGAGAAGUGGAGUGUGGUGGAGUCGCCCCGGGAGCGCCGGAGCGUCCAGACCCUGGUGCAGAACGAGGCCGUGUUCGUCCAGUACCUGGACGUGGGCUUGUGGCACCUGGCCUUCUACAACGAUGGCAAGGACAAAGAGGUGGUCUCCUUCAGCACAGUCAUUUUGGACUCAGUGCAAGACUGCCCACGUCAUUGCCAUGGGAAUGGCGAGUGUGUCUCAGGUGUCUGCCACUGUUUCCCAGGAUUUCAUGGAGCAGAUUGUGCUAAAGCUGCCUGCCCCGUUCUGUGCAGUGGCAAUGGUCAGUACUCCAAAGGCACCUGCUUGUGCUACAGUGGCUGGAAAGGUCCAGAAUGUGAUGUGCCCACCAGCCAGUGCAUUGACCCCUCAUGUGGAGGUCAUGGCUCCUGCAUCGAGGGCAACUGUGUCUGCUCUGUGGGCUAUAAAGGAGAAAACUGUGAGGAAGUGGACUGCUUGGACCCGACGUGCUCCAACCACGGGGUGUGUGUGAACGGGGAGUGCCUGUGCAGCCCGGGCUGGGGAGGCGCGAGCUGCGAGCUGCCACGCGCCCAGUGCCCCGAGCAGUGCAGCGGGCACGGCUCCUACCUGCCCGACACCGGGCUCUGCACCUGCGACCCCAACUGGAUGGGCCCCGACUGCUCCGUUGAAGUGUGCUCGGUGGACUGUGGCACGCACGGCGUGUGCAUCGGCGGGGCCUGUCGCUGCGAGGAGGGCUGGACGGGAGCGGGCUGUGACCAGCGUGUGUGCCACCCCCGCUGCACGGAGCACGGGACUUGUAAAGAUGGGAAGUGUGAAUGCAGAGAGGGCUGGAAUGGGGAGCACUGCACCAUUGGUAGGCAAACGACAGGCACCGAAACAGAUGGCUGUCCGGACCUGUGCAACGGCAACGGGAGGUGCACGCUGGGCCAGAACAGCUGGCAGUGCGUCUGCCAGAGCGGCUGGAGGGGGCCGGGAUGCAGCGUGGCCAUGGAAACCGCCUGCGCCGACAGCAAGGACAACGAGGGAGAUGGCCUGGUGGACUGCCUGGACCCUGACUGCUGCCUGCAGGCCACCUGCCAGAACAGCCUGCUGUGCCGGGGCUCGCGGGACCCGCUGGACAUCAUCCAGCAGAGCCACGCCGCCGCUCCCGCCGUCCGCUCCUUCUACGACCGCAUCAAGCUGCUGGUGGGGAAGGACAGCACCCACAUCAUCCCUGGGGAGAACCCCUUCAACAGCAGUCUUGUGUCUCUCAUAAGAGGCCAAGUGGUGACUACAGAUGGGACUCCUCUCGUUGGGGUCAAUGUGUCGUUUGUCAAGUAUCCAAAGUACGGCUACACCAUCACUCGCCAGGAUGGCACGUUUGACUUGGUUGCAAAUGGUGGAGCAUCCCUGACGCUGCACUUUGAACGGGCCCCGUUCAUGAGCCAGGAGAGGACAGUGUGGCUGCCAUGGAACAGCUUCUAUGCCAUGGACACACUUGUGAUGAAGACAGAGGAGAACUCCAUUCCCAGCUGUGAUCUCAGUGGGUUUGUUCGUCCUGACCCAGUCAUCAUUUCAUCACCACUUUCAACUUUCUUUAGUGACGCUCCCAGCCGCAAUCCCAUUGUGCCAGAAACCCAGGUUCUUCAUGAAGAAAUUGAGAUCCCUGGCUCUAGUAUAAAGCUCAGCUACCUGAGCUCCCGCACUGCUGGAUACAAAUCCUUACUGAAGAUCAUCAUGACUCAGACUCUGGUGCCACUCAAUCUGAUCAAAGUUCAUUUGAUGGUAGCAGUAGAAGGGCAUUUGUUCCAAAAAUCAUUUCAGGCAUCUCCCAACUUGGCAUAUACAUUUAUCUGGGACAAAACAGAUGCCUAUGGUCAGAAGGUUUAUGGGUUGUCAGAUGCUGUAGUGUCUGUGGGGUUUGAAUAUGAGACUUGCCCCAGUCUCAUUUUAUGGGAGAAGAGGACAGCACUGCUGCAAGGAUUUGAACUGGAUCCUUCAAACUUAGGAGGAUGGUCUCUGGAUAAACAUCAUGUGCUUAAUGUCAAGAGUGGUAUAUUGCACAAAGGCAACGGAGAAAAUCAGUUUCUCACUCAGCAGCCAGCUGUGAUAACCAGCAUUAUGGGCAACGGGCGCCGCAGAAGCAUUUCCUGUCCCAGCUGCAAUGGCCUGGCAGAAGGAAAUAAGCUCUUGGCCCCUGUGGCACUGGCAGUGGGUAUUGAUGGAAGUCUCUUUGUUGGGGAUUUUAACUAUAUCCGGCGUAUCUUCCCCUCCAGGAACGUCACCAGCAUACUGGAGCUGAGCAACAAUCCUGCUCAUAAAUACUAUCUGGCCGUGGACCCUGUUUCAGGCUCCCUCUACGUGUCGGACACCAAUAGCCGACGGAUUUACAAAGUCAAGUCCCUCACGGGCACGAAGGACCUUGCUGGUAACUCUGAAGUGGUGGCAGGGACAGGAGAGCAGUGCCUGCCCUUUGAUGAAGCCAGAUGUGGGGAUGGAGGGAAGGCAGUGGACGCAACCCUAAUGAGCCCUCGAGGAAUUGCAGUGGAUAAGUAUGGACUCAUGUAUUUUGUUGAUGCCACUAUGAUUAGAAAAGUGGAUCAGAACGGAAUUAUAUCAACCCUGCUGGGCUCCAAUGACCUGACUGCUGUUCGACCUCUCAGCUGUGAUUCCAGCAUGGAUGUCACCCAGGUACGGCUGGAGUGGCCUACUGAUCUCGCUGUCAAUCCCAUGGACAACUCCCUUUAUGUCCUAGAGAACAAUGUUAUUUUACGGAUCACAGAAAACCAUCAAGUUAGCAUUAUUGCUGGACGCCCCAUGCACUGCCAGGUUCCUGGUAUAGACUACUCUCUUAGCAAACUGGCUAUUCAUUCUGCACUUGAAUCAGCCAGUGCCAUUGCCAUCUCACACACAGGAGUUCUUUACAUCAGUGAGACAGAUGAAAAAAAAAUUAAUCGGCUACGCCAGGUAACUACCAAUGGAGAAAUAUGCCUUCUUGCAGGGGCAGCUUCAGACUGUGAUUGCAAAAAUGAUGUCAACUGUAAUUGCUAUGCUGGGGAUGAUGGGUAUGCCACUGAUGCCAUCUUAAAUUCACCAUCUUCCUUAGCUGUGGCCCCAGAUGGUACCAUCUACAUAGCUGAUCUCGGAAAUAUCCGCAUUAGGGCUGUCAGUAAAAACAGGCCCAUUCUUAAUUCCUUUAACCAAUAUGAAGCUGCAUCUCCAGGAGAACAGGAGCUGUAUGUCUUCAAUGCUGAUGGGAUUCACCAGUACACUCUGAGCCUCGUUACUGGGGAGUACUUGUACAAUUUCACCUAUAGCAGCGAUAACGAUGUCACGGAGGUGAUGGACAACAACGGCAACUCGCUGAAGGUGCGCCGCGACGCCAGCGGGAUGCCCCGCCACCUGCUGAUGCCCGACAAUCAGAUUGUCACCCUGGCUGUUGGCACCAAUGGGGGACUCAAGCUGGUCUCAACACAGACCCUGGAGCUCGGAUUAAUGACAUACAAUGGAAACAGUGGUCUCUUAGCAACGAAGAGUGAUGAAACAGGAUGGACAACAUUUUAUGACUAUGAUCAUGAAGGGCGUCUGACCAAUGUAACACGUCCCACUGGAGUGGUAACUAGCCUUCAUCGAGAAAUGGAAAAGUCCAUUACCAUCGACAUUGAGAAUUCUAAUCGGGAUGACGAUGUCACGGUCAUCACAAAUCUCUCCUCUGUGGAGGCUUCCUAUACAGUUGUUCAAGAUCAAGUGAGGAACAGCUACCAGCUCUGUAAUAAUGGUACUUUGAGAGUGAUGUAUGCCAAUGGCAUGAGCAUUAGCUUUCACAGCGAGCCUCAUGUCCUGGCUGGGACUGUGACUCCCACCAUAGGACGAUGUAAUAUUUCUCUGCCCAUGGAAAAUGGUUUAAACUCAAUUGAAUGGCGCCUGAGGAAGGAGCAGAUUAAAGGCAAAGUGACGGUGUUUGGAAGAAAGCUCAGGGUGCACGGCAGGAACCUGCUGUCCAUCGACUACGACCGCAACAUCCGCACCGAGAAGAUCUACGACGACCACCGCAAGUUCACGCUGCGCAUCAUCUACGACCAGCUGGGCCGGCCCUUCCUCUGGCUGCCCAGCAGCGGCCUGGCUGCUGUCAAUGUCUCCUAUUUCCUCAAUGGGCGCCUGGCAGGGCUGCAGCGCGGGGCCAUGAGCGAGAGGACCGACAUCGACAAGCAGGGCAGGAUCGUGUCGCGCAUGUUCGCCGACGGCAAAGUGUGGAGCUACACCUACCUGGAAAACUCCAUGGUGCUGCUGCUGCAGAGCCAGCGCCAGUACAUCUUCGAGUUCGACUCCUCGGAGCGCCUGCACGCCGUCACCAUGCCCAGCGUGGCUCGGCACAGCAUGUCCACCCACACCUCCGUGGGCUACAUCAGGAACAUCUACAACCCCCCCGAGAGCAACGCCUCCGUCAUUUUUGAUUACAGCGACGACGGCAGGAUUCUGAAAACGUCCUUUUUAGGUACCGGCCGCCAAGUCUUCUACAAGUAUGGAAAGCUGUCCAAGCUGUCUGAAAUUGUUUAUGACAGCACAGCGGUGACUUUUGGCUACGACGAAACCACAGGUGUCCUAAAAAUGGUGAAUUUGCAAAGUGGAGGGUUUUCUUGCACAAUUCGCUAUAGGAAAAUUGGUCCUCUUGUUGACAAACAAAUCUACAGGUUCUCUGAAGAAGGAAUGGUCAACGCAAGGUUUGAUUAUACAUAUCAUGACAACAGCUUUCGAAUCGCAAGCAUCAAACCCAUCAUAAGUGAGACGCCUCUUCCAGUUGACCUCUACCGUUACGAUGAGAUUUCUGGCAAAGUCGAGCAUUUUGGCAAAUUUGGAGUUAUUUAUUAUGAUAUUAACCAAAUUAUCACCACGGCAGUUAUGACGCUGAGCAAGCACUUUGACACCCACGGGCGCAUUAAGGAAGUGCAGUACGAAAUGUUCCGGUCCCUGAUGUACUGGAUGACCGUGCAGUACGACAGCAUGGGAAGGGUGACCAAAAGAGAGCUCAAACUCGGUCCCUACGCCAACACGACCAAGUACACCUAUGACUAUGAUGGAGACGGGCAGCUGCAGAGCGUGGCAGUCAAUGACAGGCCCACCUGGCGCUACAGCUACGACCUGAACGGGAACCUGCACCUCCUGAAUCCUGGAAACAGCGUCCGGCUGAUGCCGCUGCGCUACGACCUCCGGGACAGGAUCACGCGCCUGGGUGACGUCCCCUACAAGAUCGAUGACGACGGGUUCCUGUGGCAGCGGGGUGCAGACGUGUUUGAGUACAACUCCAAAGGGCUCCUGACCAGAGCUUACAACAAAGCCAAUGGGUGGAGUGUUCAGUACCGCUACGACGGACUGGGCCGAAGGGCUUCCUGCAAGACCAACCUGGGGCAUCAUCUGCAGUACUUUUAUGCUGAUCUUCACAAUCCAACAAGGGUAACUCAUGUCUACAAUCAUUCCAACUCCGAAAUUACCUCUUUGUACUACGACCUGCAAGGGCACCUCUUUGCAAUGGAGAGCAGCAGUGGGGAAGAGUAUUACGUGGCCUCUGAUAACACAGGCACUCCAUUAGCUGUGUUCAGCAUCAAUGGCCUCAUGAUCAAGCAGCUCCAGUACACGGCCUAUGGGGAGAUCUAUUAUGACUCUAACCCAGAUUUCCAGCUGGUCAUUGGGUUCCAUGGAGGACUGUAUGAUCCUUUAACCAAACUCGUGCAUUUUACCCAAAGGGACUACGAUGUCCUGGCUGGGCGCUGGACAUCUCCUGAUUACACCAUGUGGAAAAACAUUGGCAAAGAACCCGCUCCUUUCAAUUUGUACAUGUUCAAGAGUAACAACCCUCUCAGCAAUGAACUGGAUCUAAAGAAUUAUGUAACAGAUGUCAAGAGCUGGUUGGUGAUGUUUGGAUUUCAGCUUAGCAACAUCAUUCCUGGUUUCCCUAGAGCAAAAAUGUACUUUGUGUCACCGCCAUACGAGCUGUCUGAGAGUCAAGCGUGUGAAAAUGGACAGCUAAUUACAGGAGUGCAGCAGACGACAGAACGACACAACCAGGCUUUCAUGGCUCUGGAGGGACAGGUCAUAUCUAAACGAUUACAUGCCAAAAUUAGAGAGAAAGCAGGCCACUGGUUUGCCACAAGCACUCCCAUCGUGGGGAAAGGAAUCAUGUUUGCCGUGAAGGAAGGCCGUGUAACCACCGGUGUUUCCAGCAUCGCCACGGACGACAGCAGGAAGAUCGCCUCGGUCCUGAACGGCGCUCACUACCUGGAGAAGAUGCACUACAGCAUCGAGGGCAAGGACACCCACUACUUCGUGAAGGUGGGCUCGGCUGACAGCGACCUGGUUACCCUGGCCAUGACCAGCGGCAGGAAGGUGCUGGACAGCGGCAUCAACGUCACCGUGUCGCAGCCCACGCUGCUCGUCAGCGGCAGGACUCGAAGGUUUACGAACGUUGAGUUCCAGCAUUCCACCCUGCUGAUCAACAUCCGCUACGGGCUGAGCGCCGACACGCUGGACGAGGAGAAGGCCAGGGUGCUGGAGCAGGCUCGGCAGCGAGCCCUGGCCGCCGCCUGGGCCAAGGAGCAGCAGAAGGCGCGGGACGGACGCGAGGGCAGCCGCGUAUGGACAGACGGAGAGAGGCAGCAGCUCCUCAGCACGGGAAGGGUGCAAGGUUACGAGGGAUAUUAUGUCCUGCCCGUGGAGCAGUACCCUGAGCUAGCAGACAGUAGCAGCAACAUCCAGUUUUUAAGACAGAAUGAAAUGGGAAAGAGGUAACAAAUUAACCUGCUGUCAUCCUUUGCUGGAUGAAUCAGUAGUCAUAACUGUUAUCUCCUCUCCUAAGGAGAUGAAGACCUAAAUGGGGGCACUAGGCUGAGCUACUCUGGGAUAGUAAGUGGCAAAAAAGCUCAUAUUUUUUGAGUUAAAUGCUACUGUUCAAGUGAUUAAAAACCACAUCCUGAAGUGGACUAAAGCCAGACUGAAAACUCUUAACCGUACAAAUUAAAAAGUACCCCUGAAAUAUUACCCACUUGUUCUGGGUCUAAAGAAAAACAAAAAGAAGGCCUCGUAUUGUAUUACCUCACUCCAUUCACACGUGAGCAAACUAAGAAAUCCAAGUGGGCCACUUUCACUAACCAGCUGAUGAAACACAGAUGAUUCAGACUGCUUGUUUGAUAAAUAUCCAAGAGGUUUUCAUUUAAAGCAAAAUACAGAUGCAUUUAAAACAUGACUUUGGGGUGAUUUGUGUGUAGCGAAUGGAGGACAAAUGAAAUGCAAGUGAGAGCGCACUGGAAAUAGGAAAGGAAAAUAUAUUUAAAAGAAACAAAACCACGCUUGCACUCUGACCCUCCACUUGUCUGGCCUGAAGCUUAACUUAUUCAAAGAGGGCAGAGUGUAAAGUUACAUUCAAAAUGGUGGCUAUAAAUCACUACAGAUAAAUUUCAUACUCUGUUUGUCUUUGAAGAUUUCCAUUGUGGACAGUAUAACACAGUUACAGGGUGUAGUCUGUUUAGAUUCAGUAGUUUGUUGGUAUCAGUUCCAGUAGAGCUGUGGGCAUUGUGUUACACUAUUGCAAAUGGGCACCACGUCAGAUCACCCUGUACAUACAUCAGCCAGAAGGCACAAUCACUGUUUCAGAUUUAAAAAUUAUUAGUGUGUUUGUUUGGUCGAGAAACUGAGACAAUCACAUUACGGUCACCACAAAAAAAAAAAAAAAGAAAAAAAAAAGUCUAAUAAGAACUUUGGUACAAGAACUUUUUUGUAAUAUACAUGUAUGAAUUGUUCAUUGAGUUUUUAUAUUAAUUUUAAUUUGCUGCUAAGCAAAGACUAGAGACAGGCAAAGAUAAUUUAUGGCAAA
Messenger RNA from Serinus canaria (Common canary), 8530 nucleotides. It is a transcript of the gene TENM2, whose product is annotated as teneurin transmembrane protein 2. Gene Ontology annotation, molecular function: protein heterodimerization activity; cell adhesion molecule binding; protein homodimerization activity. The transcript is spliced from 26 exons. Gene Ontology annotation, biological process: neuron development; heterophilic cell-cell adhesion; signal transduction. The record is from RefSeq and is a predicted model, not a curated record. Bases 1 to 7449 code for a protein of 2482 amino acids. Gene Ontology annotation, cellular component: neuron projection; membrane. Lineage: Eukaryota; Metazoa; Chordata; Aves; Passeriformes; Fringillidae.